Messenger RNA from Pieris napi, 598 nucleotides. RefSeq names its product allergen Tha p 1-like. Bases 138 to 518 code for a protein of 126 amino acids. NCBI's taxonomy places the organism in Eukaryota, Metazoa, Arthropoda, Insecta, Lepidoptera, Pieridae. The record is from RefSeq and is a predicted model, not a curated record. The transcript is spliced from 3 exons.
AUGUCUUCCCAGAACGCCCAAAACUAGUUUACAUUGACGAAAAGAUCAUGAUAUUUCGUCGUAUAAAAACUAAAGUUGACGUCCGGCCAAUAUAGUUGACACCUGUGAUCCUAGCCGAGUGUUUUAAAAAAUUAAGAAUGAAUGCUUUAUUAAUUUGCGUCUUGGGAGUGUUGGCUGUUACCGCGGCGUUACCAGCGGACCAUUACACAGAUCGCUUUGACAAUAUCAAUAUUAAUGAUAUCCUGAAUAACCCAAGGCUCCUCAAUGCAUACAUCAAUUGUGUGUUAGAAAAGGGAAAGUGUACCAACGAGGGAAAGGAGCUGAAAUCUCACAUUGGCGAAGCUCUAGCGACAAAUUGUGAGAAGUGCACGGACAAGCAGCGCAAGGGAACUCGUACCGUCAUCGGCCAUCUCAUCAACAACAAACCUCAAGAGUGGGAAUUGUUAACAGCCAAAUACGAUCCCCAAAGAAAAUACUCAACGCAGUAUGAAAAGGAAUUGAGAACUAUCAAGGCUUAGAACAGAUUUUAAGUCAUGUUUUUGUUUUGUAAACCGAUUUACAUUUUUAUUUAUUAUGACUGAAUAAAACUUAAGUUGAA